Oncorhynchus gorbuscha (pink salmon) is the source of this 2113-nucleotide messenger RNA. RefSeq lists its product as uncharacterized. The record is from RefSeq and is a predicted model, not a curated record. NCBI's taxonomy places the organism in Eukaryota, Metazoa, Chordata, Actinopteri, Salmoniformes, Salmonidae. Bases 110 to 2113 code for a protein of 667 amino acids. The transcript is spliced from 3 exons.
CUCUGAUCCGGACACAGGCAAGAAUUUAAAAAGUAGCGAAGAUCCUGAUCAUCAGUCAAUGCUGGACUGAGGAUAGUGUGGUGGGGGAUUUGAUGGGCCAGCCUCAGCCAUGGCUCAUGGGAGGAAGUCAGAGAAGAUCACUAGAAUCCUGGGGCCCAGCCCUCCAUCCUGCCCUGGCCAUGCUGGAUUCAUAGAGAAAAAGCCAGGGACUAUUAGGAGAAUAUUGGCCACCAGCCCUCCACCCUGCCCUGGACCCACAGGAUCCACAGAAGAGUCUAAUGAAGGACCUCAUAAUGAAGGACCUCAGAAAGAAAGACCACAGAGUUUGAGAAGUAAGGGCCCUUCGCCCUGCCUUGGCCCCUUAUCCACAGGGGAGCCUACUGAUGAAGGACUGAUGAGCCUACUGAUGAGUCUGAGCAGCAAAGGCCCAACUGAAGAACCUCAUAAUGGGCCUCGGAGUCUGAAGAGUGAGGACCAUCCUCAGCACUCUCAGAGCACCUGCAUUGAGGAGCUGGACAAUAACAAUGACGAGAGGACCCCUGGGCCUGCAGCACCUGUCCCUGUCCCUGCUAGUGCAACACAGGCCCACCCAAACCAAGCCUACAGCCACCUGACUCAGGCCCAGAACUACCCUCGGCAGUCAGAUGCCCAGGCCCAUCCCCGACACCCACAGCAGCAUUGCAGAGAGAGUCCAAACAGCCCCAGCACCAGGCCCACCUCUGACUCCCCAUCCAGUCAGGAGAGCAAGCCCAGGACUGUUGAACCACCACCUGUCCUUACCAGUGCCAAUCCUAACCAGCCGUAUCUGAUUAGUCCCUCCGGUUCACCUCUUCCUGCCCCUGCUACAGCUAGUGUCUCCUCUGAGCCCCCGCUGAACCAGCCCGGUGACACCAUCAUCCCUGACAGCAUGGAUGAGGAGGAAGAGGAGGAGGAGGACAGCUGCUCAGAGUAUGACAACGUGGGUUCGGACGUGGAGGGUGUGGAGCAAGACAUUGAUCAGGUACUACAGGUGGAAGACCAGAGUAUGCAGGUGAGGUACUACAAACACUAUCCUGAGCCUCAGGAUGGAAGUUAUGUAGAUAGUAAGGAUGGCAUCUAUGUGGAACACCAAGACAGAACCUACGCGGAACACCAAGACAGAACCUACGCGGAACACCAAGACAGAACCUACGUGGAAUGUGAAGACAGAACCUAUGUGGAACACCAAGACAGAACCUACGUGGAAUGUGAAGACAGAACCUAUGCGGAACACCAAGACAGAACCUAUGCGGAACACCAAGACAGAACCUACGCGGAACACCAAGACAGAACCUAUGCGGAACGCCAAGACAGAACCUAUGCGGAACACCAAGACAGAACCUACGCGGAACACCAAGACAGAACCUAUGCGGAACACCAAGACAGGACCUACGUGGAAUGUGAAGACAGAACUUACAUAGAACACAAAGACAGAACCUACGUGGAAUGUGAAGACAGAACUUACAUAGAACACCAAGACAGAACCUACGUGGAAUGUGAAGACGGAACUUACAUAGAACACCAAGACAGAACCUACGUGGAAUGUGAAGACAGAACUUACAUAGAACACGAAGACAGAACCUACGUGGAACACCAAGACAGAACCUACGUGGAACACCAAGACAGAACCUACGUGGAAUGUGAGGAUGAUACCUAUUGCCCCAAGGAUGACUCCAAUGUAGAAGGUCAGGAUGGCACCUAUGUGGAGGGUAGUGUGGAGGGGAACAGCCUGGAGGGGGAUGGGAGCAGCACUGGACAAUGCAAACACACCAGGUUACUGUACAGACCUGAGUCUGAGGAAAUGCUUAUGUAUAAUGAAAGACUAGAGACAGAUACAAAUCCCUGUAUCUCAUCUGAGCAUCAGUUCAGUGACAAUCCAUGUCAUGCCCCCAAGGCUGGAGACGAGGAGGAGAAAGGGAAUGUGGAGGUGCAAGAGGAGGAGGUGGAGGGGCAGGAUGAAGUGGAGGGGCAGAAGGGGCAGGAGCAGGUGGAGGGGCAGAAGGGGGAGGAGGAGAGGAGGAUUCUGAGGAGACAGAGGACAGAGAGCAGGAGAAAACACCCAGCAGCCACCAGGAGAAAUAUGGGGAGAGGAUAA